Messenger RNA from Tetrahymena thermophila SB210, 3297 nucleotides. Its product is annotated as protein kinase. Gene Ontology annotation, biological process: protein phosphorylation. NCBI's taxonomy places the organism in Eukaryota, Ciliophora, Oligohymenophorea, Hymenostomatida, Tetrahymenidae. The transcript is spliced from 22 exons. Gene Ontology annotation, molecular function: protein kinase activity; ATP binding. The record is from RefSeq and is a predicted model, not a curated record.
AUGUGCGAGUAUAGUCAAAUUAAAUAUAAGCCCUCAUUUUCAUAGAGUUUAGUUUAGAUGAUAGAUGAAGAAAUAGCUAAAAAUGAUGAAUUAGAAGAUAUUGAAAUUAGCAAUUAAUAUGGAUUAACAAUUUGCUUUGUUGGACAUAAUAAAAUAUUAAAUGAAAGAACUAUAAUGAGAUUUACAAACAUCACUAUGUACAAUGAGCAAUCUAUGCAAGGACCUAAAUAGAUAUUUAAAGAUUUAGAGAAAAUAAAUCAUCCAAGAAUUCUCAAAAUUAAGCAAUAUUAAAUGAUUAAAAAGUAUAAUAACUCUUAAUACAGCCUUUGCUUUGAAAAAUUAGAGUAUUUUGAUAAAAAAUAAAGUUUAAGGGAAUUUCUAAAUGAAAAGACAAUAAAUAAGCAGUUUCCAAUAAAUAUGUAGUUUUCAAUAAUAUUACAAGUGUUUGAUGCUGUUGCUGCUCUCCACGCUGCUAAUUUAUCAUUUGGAAAUAUAAUGCCAAACAACUUUUCCUUUUCAGAAAAUGAAAUCAAGUUUACAAAUUAUGAUGUUUUUAAGCUUAAUCAAUAACCUCUAGAUCUUGAACUUCUUUACUACAAGAGUCCAGAAUAAAGAAACAAAGAUAUUGGUGAAAACUACAAAAUAUUUUCAUCAGAUAAUGUUAAUCAAGGAGAAACUUACAAAUACCAUAAUUAAUAAUCAGAUUCGUAUUUGCUUGGCCUUAUAAUUUUAGAUGUAAUUGCUUUUAAUUCAUUCAAUCCUAAAGAGAGAAUAAAAAAUAUGGCAUUUAUAUAAGAUAGUAAUAACAUUAAUCCUUAUAAUUUUCCUGUUUAAAAUACCUUCUUACUCGAAAAAGCUAAGAUUUUGUUGAACCCAUAAAGCCAUCUCAGGGGAAAUAUAAUUACUCACCUUAGAGAUUUAGUUGAAGAAGAAAAAAGCUUAUCAAGAGGGAAUUUCUAAACUUUAAUUUCAUCUCUUAAGCUUAGUGAAGUUCCAGAUAAAAAGAUAUUUGAAAAAAGUUGGUUUUAAUUCUUGAUUACUCAUCUUGAGGAAUAAAAUGAUUUGAAAAAUUUAGUUAUUUUAAGCUAGGAACCUUACAUGAUAAAAUUUAGAGGGAUAGAAAUAUAAACAGGGAGAAUUUUCUGUCUUCACAUAGAAAACAUUUCUUCAUUAAACAACAAUUAAUUAGAAUAUACAAACAAACAACAAAAACUCAUUGAAAAAUUAAAUCAUCCAAAAAUAGUUAAAUAUUGUUACAGUAAACCAGUAAAGGCUUCAUAAAGAGAUGCGUUUUAUUAUUUUAUUAAAUCUAAAACAGAAUACUAUAGCCAGGAAUAUACUCUAAAUUUAAAAGAUUAUCUUGAAAAGUUUAAGGUCAGCAUGACCUCCAUUCACAAAUAAAUACAAUACAAAUUAAUUAUCUAAUUGUUAGAUGCAAUAAGUUCAGCUCAUCAAGAUGGCAUUUAAGUUAUUGAUAUUUCCCCAAAGACAAUAUUCUUAAAAAAUACAGAUAUUAAAGUUUGUAUAGGAGGUUAUAAUUCCAUUAUCUACAUCUAUGAUAAAAAUAUUGAAAAUAUGGAUCAGUAAAAAAACAGUAUCCCUUAUAUUAGCCCAGAGGUGCAUAAAAAAUUUUAUGGUUUAUCAAAAUAAAAAAUAUCAAGCUAAUAUGCUUAAAAAAAUAAACUUGAUUAGAACGCAAAGUUAAAUUUAUAAUCAGAUAUAUACUCUAUAGGUGUUGUAAUAUUGGAAAUUCUGUUUUGCAAAGUUUUAUAAAGAGUUAACUUGCUUCAAAUAGUUGAAGAUGUCUAACAGCAAAAGAUGCAAAUAUCAUCAGAUAUAGAUCCUUUUUUGUUCUAAAAAGCUUAAAAAAUGGUGUCAAUAAACCCAGAUGAUAGAGGAAAAAUUGUAGAAUAUUUGUUAGAAAUUAGCUAAAAAGAAAAAAAGACGUUUCCAAAUAGUAUUACUGAUAUUUUUCAAUAAAAUAUCAAAGAGAGCUUAGAAACUCUUGUAGUGAAAUCAACUUAAGAUUUGAUUGAAAAUUUUUUCAAAUUCAAGAAAAUACAAAUCACUUUAGGCCAAUAGCCUUUUAGUUCCAGUACUGACUAUCAAGAGCUUUUUGAAGUGCUCAUAAAGCAAUACGAUUAUGAUGCUCUUUUUUUUAAUUAAGGAUUUUAUGUUUCUCCAUGGGGAAUCAAUUGCUACGAGAAAAACAAAGUUUAGAAAGAAAUACUUUAGCAAAUAUGCAUUAUCCUUAAUUAGAACUAGCUACAGGAGUUUUGCUUAGAAGCCAAUGAUAGUCAAAUAUAUUUGGAAGAAUUUUAGCAUUUCACCAAGCUUUUGAAAAAUCAAGAUAAUUUAAAAAAGCUUACACUUGGAUUAGAAUCGAAUUAACUAUGUUUGCAAGGAUAAUAGAAUGCAAGAUCUUUCUCCAAAAUUUUUAAGAGAUCAAACAUGAAAUAUAUUAACUUGAAUUUGUCAAAUAAUAAAAUUCAUGAAGAAGGUUUUUUUGAAAUUAUGGCAAAUUUAGCUAAAAACAAAUAGCUCGAAUAUUUGAAGUUAAAUAUUAGAUCUAAUUAGCUUAGUAUUGUAGGAUGUGAAGAUCUUUUAUAAAAAAUCCAAUAACUUAACAAGCUAUCAGUUUUACAUUUGAAUUUAGGAAAUAAUAGGAUUGGCAAUAAAGGUUUUAUUAAUAUUUCUAAUUGUAUGACAGCUCUAGAAAAUUUAUUGGAAUUUUCGCUAAUUUUAUGCGAUAACAGUUUAGAUUAAGGAUUUGGAUAUGUGUUAAAUUCAUUCACCACACUCUCAAAAUUGAAAUAGCUCACUUUAUGGGCAAGCAAUUGCAAUAUCUAAGAAAAAAUAUUUGAAUUUAUGACAAAAAGCUUUAGCAGUUUUUACUCCACGCUCAAGCAUCUCUCAUUAAAUUUUAGAUCUAACAAUAUUGGGAUUAAGGGAUGCCAGUUCUUAAAUAAUGAAAUAUCUUAGUUAAAUAGCUUAAAUUAUCUUUAUUUAAAUUUAGGAAAUAUAGAAAUAAGUUAUGGAGGAUAGAAAUAAUUAGGAUAAAACGGUUUUAAAUUAAUUUCUGACUUACUAGCAGGUUUAACAGUAAAUUAAAUAGUUCUAAAACUGGAUGGAAAUAACAUAGAUGAUGAAAUAUUUGAUAUGAUGACUAAAAGUUUAAAAAAAGUAAAAAGACUCAAAAAUUUAGAGCUUACUUUACAAAAUAACCCUAUAUCUGAUUCUUUGAUACAAGAUUUCAGGUAAUCAUUGGAUUAAAGUUAAGUAAAGAACAAUCUUUGA